AUGGGGGAACUUGCCCACUUUGUCGAUCGUGGUUCUGCCAAACUUGAGGCCUCCAUUCUGGGCAUGAUUCAGACUGUCCUGACUGAUGUUGUGACACCAUUGAGCGCUACCAUUGAUGGCCUUGCGGCUAGGAUAGCUGUGUGUGAGUGUGGCCAAGGGGCCACCGAAGAAGUGACGGCUUUAAAGUCCGCAAUUGAUGCACUAAGGAGUGAUGUGGAUCAGCUGAAGUCCACCUACAUGUCCAUGAUUUUCGGGAUGCUGGAGAUUCAAGAUGUGAUAGAGAUGCCUCCGUCCACCACCGGAGAAGAGGUUAGAGUUGAGGAGACAACUGAUCCAGAGUCCGAAGUUGAGACGGGUGAGGAGAUGCUUGAGGUUGUUGAGGAGGCUUCGUAUGAGGGACCUACUGACAUGGAGGAGGCCAUGUAG
This is a messenger RNA of Solanum verrucosum, 426 nucleotides long. RefSeq lists its product as uncharacterized. Bases 1 to 426 code for a protein of 141 amino acids. NCBI's taxonomy places the organism in Eukaryota, Viridiplantae, Streptophyta, Magnoliopsida, Solanales, Solanaceae. The transcript has a single exon. The record is from RefSeq and is a predicted model, not a curated record.